Messenger RNA from Vitrella brassicaformis, 3649 nucleotides. NCBI's taxonomy places the organism in Eukaryota, Vitrellaceae. The record is from the annotation of a GenBank genome assembly.
AUCUCAUCAUCGCACCUCUCUCCUAAUUAACUCAUCUGAACCCCGCCACCUCCACUAUGCCAUUGCGCACUCUCCACCGGCCGAUCAUGCUCGUGGCCGUUAGCCCUCCCCUCCCUCAUUCCACCACCAGUCAGAAAGACAUCAUCACCGACGUCCACCAGCUGCGGCGCCGCAGACGGCAUCUCUGCACUGAACGGGUCAGCUGAGGGAUGGUCCAUUGCUGUCGGGGGGGAGGGGGGAGGGGCCGGGGAGGGGGAGGGGGAUGGUGAUUGGAGGUCUUGCUGGCCCUUGUGCGUGUGCUGCGGUUGCUGUGUGGGUGGGCUGGGCUGGUAGCUGACGCGGUAAAGACCCUCCGCCUCCAUCGCAAGAACGAGACCACGCUAAUUGACACAACAAACAGGCAGACAGGCAAAGCACCAUCCAUCAGAGGCCGACACAUGCAGCGUGACUUAUAUCUAUCACUCACCUGGUCGAUGUGUGCCUGAGUGCCGUAGAUGGCCGCGAGAUGGGAGGCAACCAGAGGGAUCAAUAUCUCGGCAUAAUGCUGCACACACAUGGACAAUGAGUGCGCGUCACAUACGCACAGACAUCGGCGUGUUCGGAUGCUCACCUUGCACAUCAGCGUGAAUUCGUUUUGCUUGGAUGUGGCGGAUGAAGUGGUGGCACUGAGGGCGGUGGGCGACCCCUUCGGUCCCUUGGUGAGCACCUCCCCCUCUCCCCCGAUGCAGUCCCUCUGAACGCCCUUGAGCAAUGAUAGACCACCCAUCAAACACUCAGUGCAGUGCCUGCAAAGACAAUGAAAAGCCAAUGGGGCAAUGGUGUGUUGUGCGUUUCCGUGGGGUGUCCGUCCUUACUUGACGACUAGCGGCCGCAGGCUGCGCAAUGCACACUGCCUGGAUUGGAUUGGAUGGAGAGAGAACAGAUAGGAAGGAAGGAGCUAUGCGUUCGUGUUUUGGUCAGCCAACGUACCUUAGCUCGUUGCACAUGGCGAUCCACUCGUUGGCGAAGAUGGCCUGAGAGAGCAAGGCAACGCAAUUGCGGGGAGUGAGCGCAUUACUCAGCCUCAUUGCUGCUUGCUCACCAGCGGCCGGUGUCGCGUCAACUUCAGGGUCUUCUGGUGCGAGAUGGCUGCAGAAAGGAGCAGAGACAACACACGUCAGAAGCAAUGGACGGCUUGUGUGUGAGUCCGUGUGUUCUGUUGCUCACGUGCUGCUGGGUCCGUUUGCGCCUCUGUGCCGUUGUGCGUCUUGUCUGCCUGCUCCUGCUGCGAUGGUGGCUGGGUGCUGAGGGCCGUCGAUGGCACCCAGUUGUACCGUUCCAACUCACUGCACGCUCACACAGACACCGAGUUGAGCAGUGGGUGGCCCUUUUCGCCUGUCAUCCAGUUCACGUGUUGAAGUUGAGUAGCGCCCGAUCGAGCAUGCCGCACACGUAAUCCUGCAGACAGGCAGGCAGGCAAGCAGGCAGGCAAGCCAGUCCCAUCAAUGCAUCAGGAAGAUCAUUCCUCGGCCCCCUCGCCUCUCGUCCCACCUCCAAAUAGAGGUCGAAGAUGACAGCAGCGCUUGGGAAGAACUGACAGCCCAGCCGCUUGAGUGUCGAUGACGUGUGCAGCGUCUGACGGUACAGCGCCGCCAAAGAUGACGCGUCCAUCGGGGGGGCCGGCACCAGCGUGCCGUCUGGCAUGUCGUCGACACACGAACGGAGAGAGGGAAUACCACUCUGUUGUGUGCAAUGGGUACCUGGUGAUUGGUACAGUGGUUGUGUGGCUGGGUAGAGGUGGUGGUACUUGGUGGGCAGGAGGGCGGCCCGCAGCAGCUCCACGAACCAGCACACCUGGUCCAGCAGCCACGCUGACAGGGGUCCUUCAGUACCACCAAACAACGCCCUGUUUGACACAUCGGGUCGGGAGAGACUAAUGACGUGUGUGGUAUCUAUCGACUCUCGGUCUGUCUUUUGGUCGGGCUCGGCUCACUUGUAGUGCAUGCCGACGUCGCAUAUGUGCGUCCGCAGCAGAUCAGCCGCGCCACGCAGACCACUGAACGAAGGAACAACCACAGACAGACAGACAGGCCAAUCAGACAGCCCGGCGACCUCAGCGUUGCGUUGCGUGAUGUGGCGAAGGUGCGUUCGACUCACUUGGCGCAGUUUGAGAUGGUGAGUGUCUCUGUUUGUCUCCUGUGUGUGUCGACGUAGUCGCUCCGCCUCGCGAGGAAUUCGGCCUGCAACUCCUCCUCACUAUACACACCCAGACGACGCAAAUACCUUAACACCAAACACAUUCACGGCAGACAGUAGACAGACGUAGAUGAGCUCUCUUUGAAGACGUGAAGUGGGUGUGCGUGUGUGGGGGGCAGGGCAGCUCACCCCACGAUGCGCACACAUGCCGGCAGGUGGAUGUCGCCCUUGAGCUGAUGCAGCAAUAUACUCUGAAGAGCCAGCUUCUGGUCCGCCACCUGCACACAGACAGACCAUACACACACCACACCCAUACACGAAGUACGUCCACGAAUCACUCUGUGUGUCCACGUCUGUCUAUCUGCCAACUUGUUUCUCGAGCAUGGUGAGUAGUUCGCUGUCGUGUCCGCGGCUGCGGAAGAGGUGGAACAGCUGCUGGGCGAAGGCCAGCCCGUCCAAAGUCUCGUCAUACUGGCCGUUGCGGCUAGCCGUAGACAGCAGCUGAGGAAUCUCCAAAAUCUAGACAGACAGACGCACACGCGCACACGAUCAGCACAUCCGUCCGUACCAGCGGAAACUUUUGUGUUGAGAGCCAUUUGUGUGUUGGUUCGUCGCUUACCUCUAUGAGUGUGUUGUGGUGCUGCAGGAGAUUCCUGAGGCCCUGACGCUCACGAUCCAAACCGCUGGCCGUCGAUUGAAACGACUGUCGCAUCAUCAUACACACACACACACACACAGACCAUGGGACAGGCGCUUAUCCGUCUUUUUGCUGCCUGCCUGACCUGGAGUCCCCUUUGCAGUGGCUCCAGCUGCCCCAGUACGUCAUCGAGCUGUCCCUCGAUGGACGUCAGCUGCUCGCGCACGCCCGUGAUUGUCUUGGCGCUGGCGAUGAAGGCGCCGUAGUUCUGCACAGCCAGGGUCUCCAUCUCACUCGACAAACGCUCCUGCUCCAACUGAAGAAUCGUCUGGUGGAAUUAAAGAAAGAGAGAGAGAGAGAGAGAGAGAGAGAGGACAUAGAUGCGCGAUGCUGUUCGUUACUCUGUGUGCGUGUGUUGUGUUGUGUUGUGUUGUGUUGGUCACCGGUUCUUUGAGGAGCCGUUCCAUGGUGAGUGACGUCAGGUGCGGCACGUAGCUCUGCGCUAUCCCAAACAGCGGAUGCUCCGUCACCGAACGCUCCCCCUUCGUCCCUUCCAUCCCUUCACGCCGCGCUGCAUCACCACCAACACCACCAGGAGCAGCCGCCGCCGCCUUCUGGGCCUCAUCGUCCGAGUGAUCCGCCAGCAGGAAUUUGAGGAACUUGUCUGCCGUGGCAUCUGCGAUGAGCGGCGCGUGGGAUGAGGCCGUCAGCGGCGACAGACUCUGCGCUUCAGUCACGUCAAGCGGAGGGUCCAUCAAUUCGACGAAAGAUGAAGUGGUCUCUGUUGCCCCACUGGACUGCGCUGUUGACCACCUACGUCUGCGAUGCCCGUCGAGC